AUCCAGAUGGCUCUCUUUACGCUGGUUCCAUUCUUUUCAUUCCUCACAUUCCAACAUGCCGAGGUUGGGCAAAAUGUCAAAAAGUUUCUGUUGAAUACCCCUUAGGAAUUUAUCGCAAUUUGGAUCAGUCAUUACAAUAAUAGUGUACUUUUUGGAAUUUCCUGAAGCAGAUUUUCUCUUAUAUUAGGAAAAUAUGGAAAGUUCUGAAUCACCUCUGGACGUACUAUCUAGAGCAGCAACUAUGGUUCAAGAUAAUAUCUUACCACCAUCAUACGAUGAGGCCAGGUCGUAUGCCAAGUGCAAGGAUGUCCCGACAGCAGCGGCAGUCAGCGGAGGCAAGUGGAGAAGAGAGAGACGGCCCAGACCACCAGAGUACCCUCACAAGUCUAGCUCUGGGGUUCAUAGUGAGCCGAUAGACAUGUCCACGAGGCGGCCGCGUGGAUCUCCCCCCUCUUAUACACAGUCCCUGUGCUACAGCAGACGACCUACUGUCAUCACUACCGUGGCACAGACCUCUGGGGUUGUGGAAGAAGGAGGAGUAUGUGAUCCAGUGAUUGACGAGCACUUCAGACGAUCGCUAGGGAAGGAUUACAUGUCCGUGUUUGCAGACACAGGGAAACAGAAGAAGUCAACGAACACAGUUGCAGAACCUGAGGAUGCUUCUGACCUUCCAACACCCUCAUCCCUCUCUGUGGACGACCACUUUGCUAAAGCGCUGGGAGAGACUUGGCUCAAACUACAGAAAGGGGAAACUUCCUCAGAUUUGAGACACAGGCCGGAUACUGUAGCUGCCGUCACUAUCUAAACUUGAGUCUGCCGCCUCGCUCCAUGCCAAAGCUCCAGUCAUUCUUGCUCGUUAUUUUUUAAAUAUUAUGUUUAGUGGUUAAGUUGUCUAUGUUCAAAGUUUUUGAAUUUUAAAAAUUCAGCGCAAUUUUUCAUUUUGUAUUAUGGUUUAACCUCAAGAUUGUCAGGGUUAAAUAAAGGUUUGCAACCAGAGUUACUUGUCAGAAUGAUCUGUUAUAGAAUAAACUGCAGCCUUUAUGUGCUGGCGAAAAGGAGCAUGUCUUUAGAAAAGAAGGUUGAAAAAUCCUCGUUUUAUGUUCCGUGUUAUUUUUAUGAUUUAAAAACUUCAGACACUCCACCAUGAGAGAUUGUUUACAAAGAUUAUUUUCUUGUAGUUGAUUUACGCUACAGCAGAUCAUUGUGAUAGCAACACUGGUAACACUGGUUGGUUUAUUAGACAAUUUGUCUGUUUGAUUGAGACGUUUAGGAUUAAUAUGCAUGUUUUGUGUUCUCCACUACAUUGUGAAUGGUUAUUUAUAUUUUAAGGUUAGAAAGUUAAUUUUUCUAACUCUGAGAAGUUAUAUAUGUGCAUUAUUCGGAUGGUUAAAUUUUAUAUUUCCGACAAUUAUAAACAAUUCAUUUGUAAAAGGACUUAGGGCCUAAUAAAAAAUUUAGAUUGUGGAUGAACCUCAAAUAGUCAAGUACAGCUUAGGAUGUUCUUACUGGAACAAAAUUCUAAAAGUUUAAAAAAAUCUCUGUUGGAAAGUGAAGCUUAGAAUAUCUGGUGUUUGAUAUUUUUAAAUAUUAAUUCCUCAUUUGAACUUGUCUGUGUAAAUGGGAGGUUACUACAACUAAUAUUUUGAGCUGAGAUUUAUCGUUUUAGAUUAGAGGAAAACAGGAAAUGGUCUAGUUAGCUGCCACGAGUCAUCGAAACAUGGGUUAUUUAGAGCAAAAUUUUGUAGGCUCUUUUGCUAUGGUUGGCAAAGUCAAAACGUUUUAUGGUUGAAUAGAACCAAUCAAAAAAUGUUUUUUGAAAUUUAGGGGUCUAUAAGCAGAAGCUGACAUAAUAAACGGUAUCAGCAAACUGACACAUACUUUCUCCCAACAACCUUUAUCAUGGGUAAGCGGUAGAAGUCUAAGUAACUAUGCUAUUCUAUUGGGAUGGUUCCCAAAAGUUGCAAUAACUUUUGAACCGUAAUUGUUUCAGCAAUGGGGGUUGCACUUAUUUGUUUAGAAUUAUAAGGACCAUAAUACAUUAAUUUUAAUCAAAACUGGCUUUUUUCCAAAAAUCCGAUAUUUUCUUAUUUUAUGGGAAAUAACACAAGUUACAAUAACCUUUGAACCGUACUUUUUACGGAAAUUGGAUCUGUACCAUUUUGUUAAAAAUUGUCAGGACCAUAACAUAUUAAAUAUAAUCAAAAUCGACCUUUUUCCUAAAAACCAAAAACCAAACAUGCAUCAUGCCUUGUUACGAAAUUGCUGAAUUCUAAUUGGUUAUUUGUUAACUAGAUAUCAGGGUUUGCAUUACUCCAUUACAGGGUCAGAGUUUUUUUUCUGUUUCCAAUGUCAGUUUUCAAUCUUUGAAACCUUUAUCAACUGUCACGUUUUGCACUUAAAUACAUGCAUCUAGUACAUGGUUUGUAGAUUAAAAUUAUGUAUCCAACUCAAUUAUAGGAAAGAAAUAUUGCUUGCAGUUUGUUCCUAGGCUCCUCAAUUGAAAACAAAAAAAGUUAUUUAUAGUCUAUAACCUUAUUCAAUUUAGUUAUUAGAGGGCAAGCUUUUCAAGAAUUUGUGAGAGUAGUUAGUAAAAAGCUUUGUAUCGUACCAUAUUUUGUAUAUGUAUGUUUUAUAUGCAUAAUAUUUUUGUUAUAUUUUUUGAGUCUUAUUUAAUUAUUGUAAUUGUUUUUUAUUACCGGGUCUAUACUCCAUGUGCAAAUUUAAAAAAUAUUUUACAUUUGUUUGUUGUUUUUACUGUAGGUUUCCAUUCUAAAAAGACAUUAUAUUAAUGACUCCACACUAGAUGUAACAUUUUGUAUUCAUACAUGAAUAUUGUGUUAAAUGUUAUAUUCUGUGAAUAUUGAAUGUUUGUGUUUGUAAUUUACAUUUAGGGAACUCAUAAUACUCUCUUGAUUUCCUCGUGAAGGAUAACUUGUACAAAUUUUAUUAAAUUUUAGCUUUUGUAAAUUUUAGUUUUAGUCAUAAUCAAAGUCUUACUUUUCCUUCCUUUUCCUUUGCCUGUUGUAUAUAUUCAGUUUUCCUUUGUUGUUGUAUUCAAUUGUACAUAAUUUUAUGUAGCUCAUUUCUCGCGUAUUUGGUGCAGUCAUAGCGAGUAUGUUUUCUGUACAAAGGUAUGGGUUAUUUUAAUGUAAAUUUUCUUGUAAUCAUGGAUAAAUUAUAAUUGUAUUUAAAUUUAAA
This is a messenger RNA of Macrosteles quadrilineatus (aster leafhopper), 3198 nucleotides long. RefSeq lists its product as uncharacterized. Gene Ontology annotation, biological process: negative regulation of DNA-templated transcription. NCBI's taxonomy places the organism in Eukaryota, Metazoa, Arthropoda, Insecta, Hemiptera, Cicadellidae. The transcript has 6 exons. Gene Ontology annotation, molecular function: transcription coactivator binding. The record is from RefSeq and is a predicted model, not a curated record. The coding region runs from base 194 to 805 and encodes 203 amino acids.